Durusdinium trenchii is the source of this 1099-nucleotide messenger RNA. The record is from the annotation of a GenBank genome assembly. NCBI's taxonomy places the organism in Eukaryota, Dinophyceae, Suessiales, Symbiodiniaceae.
GUUAAUUACAUGGCUAUGCGGUGCUGCAAAAACAGUGCCAUGUAAGCCGAGCUUGAGUACAGCAAUGCGCCGUAGAAGAGUCCCUGCCGAAGCCUGCGCAGCGCUGGAACCGCUUGAGCUUGUCCAACCCUCCAGGGCGUUGGACUCCUUGAUCGAGCAUGGCUUGCUGGAGCGAGUUUGCGACCUUUUGCCAGCUCUCGAGGUGGGGCGCAUCUCAUGCGCCAGUGAGCAUUUGCAGGUCUUUGCCAGGGAGGUGGUCCCUCGCUUGCUGGCAGCGCGGUGUCGCCCUGGGCUGAGUCUUCAAACUGCACAUGCCAGCGAGGUCGCAGAGUUUGUCGAUUGGAUGCGUGCGCCUGGUGAUUGGCGCCCUGGACCCAACACUUCGAAACCAUACAAUGUUGCGAAAGAAGGGCGAGUUGCCAGCGAUGAUGGCUCCUGGAUUUUCUUGGAAGGCGGUACAGACUGGCUUGGGUUUCAGGGCUUGUAUUGCAAUUUCUCCACCGGGAGCAAGCCAAGAUGGGUGUCGUUCAGAUUGUGCCUGGAAACCUUGGAUGUGUCCUGUGGAUUUUUUGCGCUGUCGGCUGACAGAAGAACUUGGGGCCUGCAGCCGUUGAUCUUUAUUUUCAACUACCGCGGGAACGACAUGCAAUCGGGGAAGCGUUCUUUUGCUUUACAAACUCAACCAGUGACCGGCGAUUUGCACAUCCUCCAACUUGAAGAGGCACAAAUCUUGGCUGGAGUUGCUUACGAGAUAUCUGUGCACCUGGACUGGGGGCGAGGCCUUCUGGAGCUUUUUAUAGAUGGGGCUGGCGUGUUGCGCAACGUUCCAUUCCAGGCAGAUUUGGUGCCGCGCUACAUAGGCCUGUACAAUUGGAGGAGCCGCGCAUCAUGUGGUUUUUCGGAGAUAAUUGUUGGCAAUGCGCGGCCGUAUCCACAGGCAAAGUCUCAACAUGCGUGGAGGGUCUCCGAAAGCCGCCAGGGCACUGAGCAAGGCACCUCUGCCUGGAGAAGACACAGGAUGUGGGUCAGCCUUCUCACAGCGCUUAUCCUGGUGCUACUUGUUGCCGUUGCAAUCCACCGCACACUCGCGUUGUGAAUG